AUGGGCUUGCUGGGCCCCGUGGUCUUAUACGCGAAGAAACUAAUGCAGGACAUGUGGAAAUGUAAGCUUCAGUGGGACGAAUCCGUCCCGCAGGAUUUACAUACCGCAUGGACGGAAUUCGCUCAACAGCUGGCGUCGAUAAAUCAAGUUUCCUUCGAUCGCAGGUUAUUCGCGGAGGGUUGCCGUGAUAUUCAGAUACACGGAUUUUGCGAUGCCAGCAAUGUCGGUUACGGGGCCUGUCUUUACGCACGAUCGACAGGGGAAAGCGGAGAAACGACGAUUAAAUUAAUUUGUGCAAAAUCGCGAGUAGCACCGUUAAAAACUAUAACGAUCCCUCGACUAGAGCUGAGUGGCGCAUUGUUACUCGCGCGAUUGUAUAUCGAAGCGAGUGGUGCGUUGAGCAUCAUACCUAGUAGAGUCAUAUUUUGGUGUGAUUCAACAAUCAUAUUACACUGGUUGAAAACGUCACCUCACUUAUUAAAACCCUACGUAGCAAAUCGAGUCGCGGAAAUCCAAGAAAUUACCGGUCCGUGCGAAUGGCGGCACGUAGGAUCGCAAGACAAUCCCGCCGACGCAAUCUCUAGAGGGCAAUUACCACACUGCUUUUUGCAAAAUAAAAUGUGGUUUGAAGGACCUUCGUGGUUGAAUCGAGAAGGAGAAUGGCCGUAUUUAGUGACGCAAUCCAUAAAGAUACCUGAGUUAAAGCGAAGCGCAUGUAUGAUAAUUAAGCACAAUGAUUUUGAAAUAUUACUGAAAUACGCGUCAUACUCUAAAUUGCUUCGCGUUAUAGCAUACUGUUGUCGAUGGCGGCCCGGUAAUAGACACAUUGACACACUAAAAACAACAGAAUUAAACGAGGCCGAGACGCGAGUUUUGAGGCUCCUCCAAUCUACGCAAUUUUCAAACGAAAUCAAACUGCUUAGAGAAAAUAAGCAAUUGCCAAGUAACAGCAAAAUUGUCAAUUUGAACCCUUUUUUAGAUAAUGACGGGCUAAUCCGAGUAGGAGGGCGGUUACGAUUGUCACAUUUAACAUUCUCACAAAAACAUCCAGUUUUAUUGCCUAGUCGACAUAAUUUAGUUGAUAGCAUUAUUCGCGAAAUCCACACGAGACAACAUCAUACGGGAAUUCAGACUACACUAUAUAACCUUAGACAAAAAUUCUGGCUGCUUGACGGUAAAAACCAAGUGCGAAAGGUCGUGCGGGCAUGCACGCGUUGCUUCCGUUUCAGUGCUAGUACAACCGAAUAUAAAAUGGGAAAUCUCCCUACGGUGCGCGUGCGUGGGGCAACACCUUUCGCGAACACGGGCAUAGAUUUCUGCGGUCCUUUCUUCAUUAAAGAAAGGAAACAUCGCAAUAGAACGAAACUUAAGGUAUACGUGUGCGUAUUUAUAUGCAUGACAAUUAAAGCUGUUCAUCUCGAGCUCGUGAGCGAUUUGUCCUCCGAUGGAUUUCUCGCGGCAUUAAGAAGAUUUAUAGCAAGACGAGGGAUGCCGGAACAUCUUUAUUCCGAUAAUGGAACCAAUUUCGUCGGAGCUAACAAUCAAUUGAAAGAAAUGUACGCGCUUUUUAAUUCCGAACCUCAUCAAAUUCUCGUAAAUCAGUUCGCAAGCCAGCAUCGUAUAGUUUGGCAUUUUAUACCGCCCGCCGCGCCACAUUUUGGUGGAUUGUGGGAGUCGACGGUGAAGCUCUUCAAGCAUCACGUCAAACGCGUUGUAGGAGACUCUUUGUUCACCUUUGAAGAGCCAAUUACGACACUUUCUUCUGAUCCGAAUGACUUUUUGGCAUUGACGCCGGCUCACUAUCUUCUCGGCAAGCCAUUAACAGCACUUCCAGAGGGUAACGUUAGCUCUAUUCCAGUAAAUCGAUUGUCUGCAUGGCAACACAUUGCAAAGGUCCGACAAGAUUUUUGGGCCCGUUGGCAUCUGGAAUAUCUUAACGAGCUUCAAAAACGCAGUAAAUGGUUCAAAGACGGACCAAAACUUGAGGCCGGAACAAUUGUACUCAUAAAAAAUAAAGGACUGCCGUGCACACAAUGGGCGCUAGGCAAAAUCACAGCCUUACAUCCUGGUGAUGAUGGAGUCGCACGGGUCGCCACCAUAAAAACGACAAAUGGAGAAUUAAAACGCUCCACUAGACUGCUCUGUCCAUUGCCGGCGUUGUCACGGACACGUAACACGUGGCCCAGGCGAAUAGCCCAAGGCGUUGCCACCAUUAAAAAUAUGCCAGAUUUUGGCAAGCAAGAAAAACACACCCACACGUUGACACGUCAUGUCGUGGCUCAGGCCGGCGGCCUAGGCGUUGCCGCGACCUACCAGCAAAUGUUGCGAUUUAGACGAAUAGCCUUAGGCGUCGCCAUUGGCAUACAAAAAUAUUGA
This is a messenger RNA of Solenopsis invicta (red fire ant), 2376 nucleotides long. RefSeq lists its product as uncharacterized. Bases 1 to 2376 code for a protein of 791 amino acids. The record is from RefSeq and is a predicted model, not a curated record. Gene Ontology annotation, molecular function: nucleic acid binding. The transcript is spliced from 3 exons. NCBI's taxonomy places the organism in Eukaryota, Metazoa, Arthropoda, Insecta, Hymenoptera, Formicidae. Gene Ontology annotation, biological process: DNA integration.